AUGAGGACCACCCUGCUGUUCAUAGUCAUCCUGGCCCUCAGCCUGGCUUGGAGCUUUGGGGCUACCUGUGAGGAGUCACAGGAGCAGGUGGUGCCCAGUGGGGGCCACAGCAAGAAGGACUCGAAUCUCUAUCAGCUGGCCCCAUCAUCAUUGCUCCGGAGACUCUACGACAGCCGCUCUGUCUCCCUGGAGGGCUUGCUGCAAGUGCUGAGCAAGGCUAGCCUUGACCCUAAGGAAUCGUCACUUCCCCAGAAACGUGACAUGCAUGACUUCUUUGUGGGACUCAUGGGCAAGAGGAACAUCCAGCCAGAUACUUCUACUGAUGUGAAUCAAGAGAAUGUUCCCAGCUUUGGCACCCUCAAGUAUUCCCCUGAUGCAGAAUGAGCACUCUACUUCUGGAUCCCUGGACUGCAUCAUGAAGACACUGUUUCCCUGUCCCCACCCCAGGUGCAUGCUCUCUGAUUUCCCACUCUUUCCCCCAUUCCUUAAACCCUGUUGUGCUGUGACUCCUUCCCCAUCUCUUCUACCCCACCCUUGCAUAGAAACUGUGUAAUGAAUAUCCCUAAUCCCAAAGGACAUCACCUAUAGAUUCCUGUAGAGUGUCUGUAGUAUCCUAAUUAAAAAAUAUAAUGUCU
Otolemur garnettii (small-eared galago) is the source of this 635-nucleotide messenger RNA. RefSeq names its product tachykinin 3 (gene TAC3). The record is from RefSeq and is a predicted model, not a curated record. Gene Ontology annotation, biological process: positive regulation of blood pressure; tachykinin receptor signaling pathway. The transcript has 6 exons. The coding region runs from base 1 to 384 and encodes 127 amino acids. NCBI's taxonomy places the organism in Eukaryota, Metazoa, Chordata, Mammalia, Primates, Galagidae.